AUUCCCCACUCUCUCUCUUUCUCAAUGGUUCUUUCUUCUUUUCCUCCAAAAUCAAAGCAAAACAAGAAUCAACAAUUACCCAACAAACUAGGAAAGUUUCAAUUUUUUUCACAAUCCAAUCUUCCCCCAUGACUUAAAUUCCCUCUUUUAAUCAAAUCCCAAUUGAAAAAAUGUCAAGCGGAUGUAGCACUAGCGUAGUCUGGUUCAGACGCGAUCUUAGGGUAGAAGAUAAUCCAGCAUUAGCUGCCGGCGUUAGAGCAGGAUCUGUAAUUGCAGUUUUCAUUUGGGCACCUGAAGAAGAAGGUCCUUAUAAUCCUGGAAGAGUUUCAAGAUGGUGGCUAAAACACAGUUUAUCUCUUCUUGAUUCAUCUUUAAGAAAUCUCGGCACUUCUCUCAUUACCAAAAGAUCUACCGACUCUCUUUCGUCUCUAAUCGAUAUCAUCAAAUCCACCGGCGCUACUCAGCUACUCUUUAAUCACUUAUACGAUCCUUUAUCGCUUGUUAAGGAUCAUAGAGUUAAAGAAGUAUUAACUGGUCAAGGGAUUGUUGUUCGAUCUUACAACGCGGAUUUAUUGUAUGAACCAUGGGAAGUUAAUGAUAAAGAUGGUUGUUCUUUCAAUACUUUCUCUGCUUUUUGGGAAAGAUGUCUUACUAUGCCUUUUGAUCCUGAGGCUCCACUCCUCCCACCUAAGAGGAUCAUCUCAGGUGAUAGCUCAAGGUGUUUAUCAGAUACUCUAGCUUUUGAGGAUGAACUAGAAAAGGGUAGUAAUGCUCUUCUAGCUCGGGCAUGGUCACCCGGUUGGAGCAAUGCCGAUAAAGCUUUAACCACGUUCAUCAAUGGGAGAUUAAUAGAUUACUCUGUAAACAGAAGGAAAGCUGAUAGUGCAACCACUUCUUUCCUUUCGCCUCAUUUGCAUUUCGGCGAAGUUAGUGUUCGUAAACUCUUCCACCUCGUCCGAAUGAAGCAAGCCUUAUGGGCAAACGAAGGAAACAAAGCCGGGGAAGAAAGUGUUAAUCUUUUUCUCAAAUCUAUUGGUUUAAGAGAGUAUUCGAGAUAUAUGAGUUUUAACCAUCCUUAUAGCCAUGAAAGACCUCUUCUUGGCCACCUUAAGUAUUUUCCAUGGAUUGUAGAUGAAGGCUACUUUAAGGCGUGGAGACAAGGUAGAACAGGGUAUCCUUUAGUCGAUGCGGGAAUGCGAGAAUUGUGGGCAACCGGAUGGCUUCACGAUCGGAUUCGGGUCGUGGUCUCGAGUUUCUUUGUGAAAGUUCUUCAACUCCCUUGGAGAUGGGGAAUGAAGUAUUUUUGGGAUACUUUAUUGGAUGCGGACCUCGAGAGUGAUGCUCUUGGUUGGCAAUAUAUAUCCGGUUCACUUCCCGAUGCUCGAGAAUUGGACCGGAUAGAUAAUCCUCAGUUUGAGGGUUACGAGUUCGAUCCGAACGGUGAAUACGUUCGGCGAUGGCUUCCCGAACUUGCGAGAUUGCCUACGGAGUGGAUACACCAUCCUUGGAAUGCCCCGGGAUCGGUGCUUCAAGCCGGGGGUAUCGAGCUUGGUUCGAAUUACCCGCUCCCUAUUGUCUGGAUCGACGACGCGAAAGCCAGGCUUCGGGAGGCGGUUUCGGAAAUGUGGCGGUUGGAAGCAUCGUCUAGAGAUGGGGCUGAGAACGGGGCGGAAGAAGGGAUCGGAGAUUCGGAGUUGACACCGAUUAUCGCGUUUCCAUCUCAAGAAACACUAAUGGAUACGGAUCUUCAACCCGCCCCCGCCCGGAACAACAUCAACAACACCAACAACCCGACUACUUUGAGACGUUAUGAAGACCAAAUGGUUCCGAGCAUGACUUCUUCAUUUAUAAGGGUCGUCGAAGAGGAGGAAACGUCGAUGGACGUGCGCGACAUAGUGGAGAGAAGGGCGGAAGUGCCGACGAACAUGAACAUGGUUCGAGAACAUAGAACAACGGAAAUGCGGUUCAACUUUGGUAGAGGUUUGCAAUACCCGGAAGAUUCGGCUGUGGAAUCUUCGAGUAGUGUCGGGCGUCGAGAGAGGGACGGAGGUGUAGUUCCCAUUUGGUCCCCGGGAACUCCAAGUUACUCGGACCAAUUUGUCGGACCCAUCAAUUGAUGUGCUUCUCAACCAAUGUAAGCUCGUUUAAUUUUUUCGAGCAUGUUGUAUUAUUCUUUAUAUGUUGAGCACUAGGAUUUGAAUACUCUUAAGUGACUUUAUUUUUUUAAAAAGAUAUAUUAUAUUUUAGCCUUGAAAAUGAAUAAAAAUAAAAUUCGGAUAGCC
Messenger RNA from Impatiens glandulifera, 2282 nucleotides. RefSeq names its product cryptochrome-1-like. Gene Ontology annotation, cellular component: nucleus; cytoplasm. Gene Ontology annotation, molecular function: DNA binding; FAD binding; blue light photoreceptor activity. The transcript has 3 exons. Lineage: Eukaryota; Viridiplantae; Streptophyta; Magnoliopsida; Ericales; Balsaminaceae. The coding region runs from base 171 to 2117 and encodes 648 amino acids. The record is from RefSeq and is a predicted model, not a curated record. Gene Ontology annotation, biological process: entrainment of circadian clock by photoperiod; circadian regulation of gene expression; blue light signaling pathway.